AAUUCAAUGCAAAUAACAUGAGUGUGGAGCAAAAACAACGAUAAGGAAAUUUGACAGAUUAUAAAAGUGAAGAAAGACAAGAGAAAAGGGAGGAUCCAUGGCCACAAGGGAAGGUACCCUGCAAAUCGCAAAGAAGAAAGUCCCUCUCAUUCCUCUUCUGUCUAUUCUCUGCUUCAUUUCCAUUUUCUUCCUUCUCUCCCAGUUCAAAUCUACCUCCACCUCCCACCACUCCCUUCCCACGUUCCAAAUCGAGAAACACGAAUACCACCGCGGUUCCUGCGACUACUCCGACGGAACAUGGAUCCACGACCCCUCGAGGACUCCGAGGUACGACAAUACCUGCAAGGAGAUCUUCAAGGGCUGGAACUGCCUCUCCGCCCACAAAUCCAACGCCCCACAUCUCUCCACGUGGCGCUGGCAGCCCCGCCUCUGCGAUCUCCCCCAGUUCGACCCCGCUGAGUUCCUCCGCACUCACACCCACACCAACAUUGGGUUUGUCGGGGACUCGCUCAACAGGAACAUGUUUGUGUCUCUCUUCUGCUCUCUCAAGAGUGUCUCCGAUGGACAGAUCAAGAAGUGGCGACCUGCUGGCGCUGACCGUGGAUUCACCUUUCUCGCUUACAAUCUCACCAUCGCUUAUCACCGUACCAAUCUUCUCGCUCGUUUUGGUAGCUGGUCAGCUACUGAUAAACGUGGUGCCUUGGAAACUCUUGGAUUCAGAGAAGGAUAUAGAGUUGAUGUUGAUGUUCCAGACACCACAUGGGCACAAGCUCUAAGUUUCCACAAUAUUCUAAUUUUUAACACAGGGCACUGGUGGUGGGCCCCUUCAAAAUUUGACCCUGUGAAAUCCCCUAUGCUUUUCUUCAACAAGGGUCAGCCAGUAAUCCCUCCAUUACGUCCAGAUCAAGGCCUGGAUAUGGUUUUGAAGCACAUGAUCCCAUAUAUGGAGGAAAAAGCACGACUAGGUGCUCUCAAAUUUUUCCGUACUCAGUCACCCAGGCAUUUUGAAGGGGGAGACUGGGAUCAGGGUGGUUCCUGUCAAAGGGAUCGGCCUUUGUCGAUAGAGCAGGUAGAGGAACUUUUCUCUGAGAAGAAUAAUGGGACAAAUGUGGAGACUCGACUGGUGAAUAAACACCUCUAUAAGGCUCUUAAGGGGUCUAGUUUCAUUAUUUUGGACAUCACUCACUUGAGCGAGUUCAGGGCUGAUGCGCACCCAGCUUCAGCUGGAGGGAAAAAACACGAUGAUUGCAUGCACUGGUGUUUACCUGGAAUUACAGAUACCUGGAAUGACUUGUUCAUAGAGCUACUGAAAAGUAAGUAUCAAGGGUAGAAGCUGAUUAAGUAGUUAUUUAUAUUUGUUAGAAAAGAGAGGGGAAAAAAGAAAAAAAGAGAUAAAUGCAUUGUCCAUAACUUUUGUCUUGUACUUCAUCUUUGGUUUGUUGGGACGUGAUUGAUUUCAUGAGUAUAUUCUAUUAUUUUCUUUUUGAUGGUCAAUGAGAUGAAUCCACUGCUGUCUCUGCCGCGCUA
Glycine soja is the source of this 1527-nucleotide messenger RNA. RefSeq names its product protein trichome birefringence-like 13. NCBI's taxonomy places the organism in Eukaryota, Viridiplantae, Streptophyta, Magnoliopsida, Fabales, Fabaceae. Gene Ontology annotation, molecular function: O-acetyltransferase activity. The record is from RefSeq and is a predicted model, not a curated record. Gene Ontology annotation, cellular component: Golgi apparatus. Bases 98 to 1330 code for a protein of 410 amino acids. The transcript is spliced from 6 exons.